Molecule: messenger RNA, 3417 nt
Organism: Rhipicephalus sanguineus (brown dog tick)
Lineage: Eukaryota; Metazoa; Arthropoda; Arachnida; Ixodida; Ixodidae
Product: cytochrome P450 18a1-like
Exons: 9
Coding region: 160-1668 (502 amino acids)
Molecular function (GO): monooxygenase activity; heme binding; oxidoreductase activity, acting on paired donors, with incorporation or reduction of molecular oxygen
Source: RefSeq, a predicted model, not a curated record
GCUACAUCGACCUGCCACUUUUGUCUGUGAGCAGGAUAUGACGACAACGGUGAAAAACAACUUAUUGAUAAAUGUACGCUGAUCUAUAGUUUCCUGUCGUGAACCUGGCUUCAUAGCUGUACGUGUGAGAGUAUUCGUCCUGUUCAAGCAUAUGUGGCGAUGAACGUUGCGAGCCUCCAGCACAUGAUCUCAUAUAUGUUUGAAUGGGGAUCUGUCUGGAAGGUGUUUACUACUUCGUUGGCUAUCAUCAUCGCUGCAGUUCUCACGAUCAAGAGUUUCCGUGCGAAGAGCGUUCGUCAGAAAAACAAGCUUACGGUGCCCGGCCCAGGAGGAGUGCCAAUACUUGGCUACCUUCCUUUCCUACGAACCCCCUACCAUGUCACCUUCAUGGAACUAAGUAAGCAGUAUGGACCCAUAAUAAAGCUUCGGCUUGGCUGCAAGGACGUGCUGGUACUGAACGAUCUCACAUCCAUCAAGGAGGGACUUUCAAACCCAGACGUGUUAUAUCGACCCAGUGAUUUCAUAUUUCGACACCUUGGAAUUGAAGGUAUCGCUUCAAUCAACGGAGAAAAAUGGCAAGUGAAUCGGAGGUACUGCUUCCACGUGUUGAGAGACCUGGGUUUUGCAAGGAAAUCUAUGGAGAAGCACAUCCAAGAAGAGGUGCAGUGUUUCAUGGCUGUGCUCGAAUCAGGCAAGAAAGAGCCAAUGCUGAUCGCCCAUACUCUAGCAUCCAGCGUGGCCAACAACAUCACAGCUCUGGUUUUCGGCGAACGCUACGACAUGGGCGAUCCGAAGGGUCGCUACGUUGAGAGAAUGCUGAGCACGUUGCUACGCGAAGCCCACUUCUUUUCCCUCACGGAUUUUCUGCCAGCACUUCGCUACGUGGCAACGCGCCUGCCAACCACGCAGUUGUACGCCAUGAAGUCCGUCCUGCAAGAGCUGAGCAGAUUCAUCAGAAAGGAAGUGCAUGAACGCGAAAGUUGUAUGGAGGAACACAUGGACAAGGAUUUCAUAGACGGAUACUUGAGGAAGAUUGAUGAAGAUAAAGGAAAAGGUUCUAAAUUUACUCUUGCAACGCUCGUGGGCAGCACAGUCAACUUCUACAGCGCAGCUACCAACACCGUGCGAAGCGCAGUCCUGUGGAACCUGUACAUAGCGGCCAGCGACCCGGACGGUCAGCAAGCACGCAUACAGCGAGAAAUUGACGCAGCAAUUGGACGCAAGGGGGCGCCCGCCUGGGAAGACAGGCGCCGCACGCCUUUCGCAAUGGCGUGCAUCCUGGAGGCGCUCCGCUGGAGGACCACGGCUCCUCUCGGCCUGCAGAGGGCCGCAGGCCGUGACACGGAAAUCUGCGGAUAUCAAGUCCCUGCCGGCACAAUGGUGGUUGCAAACUUGUGGGGUCUUCACAACAAUCCUGCCUACUGGCCCGAGCCAUCCAAGUAUGAUCCCACGCGAUUUCUCAAUGAUGACGGCACUGAGGUGGAUGAGAAGCCAGCGGCGUUUCUUCCUUUUGGAACUGGGAGGAGACAGUGCCCGGGUGAAACCUUGGCCCUGAUGGAAGUCUUCCUGUACGUGGUUACAACACUUCAGAGGUUCAGGGUGCUUCCAGAAGGAAGGCAAAACCAUCUCCCUCGUCACUGCGCCCGCUGUAAUCUCUGUGGCGAAUGACACGCAAAAACUGCGUUUUAUACCAAGAUGAUGUUGCCGCGUGCUUACGAGCGAUUAUUACUCAUAGAUACUAGCAUUUAUGUCAAUAUGACCCAGCAAACUGAUGGACGUUUGUAUUGAGAUUUGAUGGCACCAAUAGACAAGAAAAAGCUAUUUGGAUGUACCAUUAUAUCUGCUUUCUAUGGAGGCGAAAAUGCUUGAGAUCCGUGCACUUAGGUUUAGGUGCACGUUAAAGAACUCAGGUGGUCGAAAUUUCCGGAUCCCUCUACUACGGCGUCCCCCAUAAUCAUAUCGUGGUUUUGGGACGUUAAACCCCAGCAAUUAUUAUUAUUACAUCUGCUGCGAAAAUGGCGUCGAGAAAGGACGAGAGAGAAAAAGGCAAAGGAAACAAGUUAACUAUGUUGUACCCGGUUUGCUACCCUGCGCGAGGCGAGGGGGAAGGGGAGAAAAAGAAUAGAGAAAUGGCGUCGAUGCACGCCAAGAUGCGAAGCAGGUGUCAAGCCUUGAAGAAACGGUACCGAGAACCUUGCACAGUUCUAAGUCUUCGGUGGUGUUGGACGAGCACAAUUUAACAUUUCUUAGUAAAACAACUCGCCAAAAAAAGAGUAAUGCGACAACUGUAGCUUUUGGCGUUGUUUGAUAAGUUUUGACAUUUGGAGUACAAUAAUUUUAUGAGACGUCAUUUGUUUCGAUGCGGUGACCUGGAGAGAGAGAGGAGUACGUAGGUUUAUUGAAAGAGAAAGGUAUUAAAAGUGGCAUCGUGAACAUUAAUAAGCAUAUAGCCAUUAAAAACGUUUGCUCAAUAAAAUGUUCAGGGCUAUUACGUCUCUAAACAAAACAAUGAUACCACUGUUGGCGGUGGGCGACAGAGUCAGCGACUUGGCUCCCACUCUUGUUUCAUGUGCAAACACCUUUCCUUGUAUCUCGUUAGGUGUGGACACUAAGAUCGCCUAUUUCAGAGAGAUAAAGUUGUGGGUUCGCAUAAAAAAAGCAUCCUAUUGUAUCCUCUUUUCCGCGCUGAAACAGGCAAUGUGAACAUACGCCGACCGCUGUAAUGUAAGGGAUAACAGGACAGCAAAUUGACUUGUGUAAAUGCCACUUAAAAGAUCGUGAGAAACGUCGAGAGGUCAACUGGGGUAGCCAACUGCCUCUUAACAAUCUUUUGUCCUGCCUCUAAUAGUACGGAUGGCAUAAGAUUUUAUGGUUUCACUGCCUCAUCUGCAUGCGCUGAUGAGGCAGCGGCCCCUCGUAUUUGCACGAAACCAAACACCCAGGGCACCCAUCGUGAAUGGCGGCUUGUUGCGACAAUGUGCGACAUUUGAACUAUAAACUCAAAGCAUUUGAACUAUAAACAAUAGCAUUUCUAUUGAUGAAUACCCGCAGUGACAGGUUCUAAAGUAAGGCAAACGCAACUCAAGGGUUGGUAGUUCUGCCACCCGGAUCUGCUGACGCAUUGCAGAUGCCAGUUGAAGUUUGCGCAGCAAGAAAAAAGGAAUAUCUCUUGCAAUUCUCCACUCGCGCUAACGCAGGCGCUAAAGACAAACAGCCAUAACAUUUUAUGGGUACGUUGAACUGGCUCCAGCAUUCUUUGCCAACGUCUUCUGCUCCAUUUGCCUUCAAAGUAUGUCCUAUCUCAAGACGCGUGUGAAGAUAAAUGGCAGCGACGUACACACUCAAUCAUACAAGUGUUGUCGACUUGACGUUUCUGUAACAAAGGUGGCUGCCCCCCCCCUCCUGCCCCCCUCUCCU